Messenger RNA from Punica granatum (pomegranate), 3573 nucleotides. NCBI's taxonomy places the organism in Eukaryota, Viridiplantae, Streptophyta, Magnoliopsida, Myrtales, Lythraceae. The record is from RefSeq and is a predicted model, not a curated record.
AUACUACGAUGCUCUUGAGAAAGGCUACAGAUCCAUAUUAUGUCAGUGUUUCUUGGAACAGAGAUUUGAUGAGGAUGAAGUUGAGUUUAGUGCGUUUAUCAUGUGUUGUGUGGACUACGAUGGUGACGAUGAUAUUAUUAUUAUUAUUAGAUUGUGAGCUGAGCGGGAGGGCAUUAGGUUGCACGGAAGAUGAGAGAGUUGGGUUGCUUAACCUCAACGCCGCCGUCCCCUUCCCGAAUCCCUCGUGGCAGGCCGAUCACGAAGAUUGCUGCCGAUGGAAGGAAAUUAAGUGCAGCAAUGUUGCCAAUACUAUGCGGGUGACAGAGCUCUACCUCAAUUACACAAUUUAUCAGAUGGCGUCUCUUCAUGAUGCAUCCUGGUCUCUUAAUGCAUCCUUGUUCCUUCCUUUAGACAAAUUACAAGUCCUCGACCUAAGCUGGAAUGCCCUUGCAGAUAUUCAUGCAGGUUUUACAAACACCUUGAGGUUGAAGAACCUACAAUCACUAGAUUUAAGUUACAAUCACCUCAAGCAAGUCCCCAACUUGGAUGGGCUACCUUCUCUCAAGGAGAUCUCUUUAGGUGGUAAUUCACUAGAGAAUUUGAAUCAACUUAAAGGGUUGAAGCUGGAGGCACUUGAUGUUUCGGAAAAUGAUCGAUUGAGCAUCCAGGAUGAGCUCUCGAUCAUUUGGAAUAUGACAUCUCUUAAAUACCUGUCAAUGGAAUGGAAUAAUCUGAAUGACUCAAUAUUUGAAGUUUUUACGAACACCUUGAAAUUGAAGAACCUACAAUCACUAUAUUUAAGUGGCAAUGACCUGAAGCAAGUUCCGGACUUGGAUGGGCUACCUUCUCUCAAGGAAAUAUAUUUAAGCGUUAAUAGCCUAGAGAAUUUGAGUCAUCUUAAAGGGUUGAAGCUGGAGGUACUUGAUCUUUCGCUGAAUCAACUAAAUGACUCGACAUUUGAAGGUUUUACGAACACCUUGAGGUUGAAAAGCCUACGAUCACUAGAUUUAAGCGACAAUCACCUGAAGCAAGUCCCAGACUUGGAUGGGCUACCUUCUCUCUCGGAUUUAUACUUAAGUGAUAAUUCACUGGAGCACUUGAAUCAUCUUGAAGGGUUGAAGGUGGAGGUACUUGAUCUUUCAAGGAAUGAUUUGAGCAGCGAGGAUGUGCUCUCGAUCACUUGGAAUAUGACAUCUCUUAAACACCUGUCAAUCGGAUCGAAUAAUCUGAAUGACUCAAUAUUUGAAGGUAAAACAAGCUUGUGUGAAUUGACGGGCCUUGAGGAGUUGGAUAUUAGUGGAAAUGAUUUCGUGGGCAGCAUCCCACCUUGCCUUUCCAACAUGACCUCCCUCUAUACACUCGGCCUUUCUGAUAACCAUUUCGGAGGUGCCAUUCCACCUUCCCUCUUCUCUAGCCACAGGUCUCUUGAAUAUAUAUCUCUUUCCGGGAACGCUUUUGAAGGCUCGUUUUCACUCGCUUCAUUGGCUAACAACUCUAAGCUCAAAGUGUUCGAACUUAGAGGUAACAGUCAUAGACUGACACUGGAAACAGGGGAUGCUCCACGGGCUUUGUCACAUCAGUUAAGCCACUUCCUCCUAUCAAACUGCAUUUUCGACGAACCACAUGGCUUUGUCCCCAGUUUUCUAAUGCAGCAGCAUGACCUGGUAGCACUUGAACUCAGACACGCCAACAUAGGCGGACAGUUCCCGAGUUGGUUACUGGAGAAUAACACAAAGCUACGAGUCUUCAAUCUUAUGGACAACUCUUUCUCUGGUAACUUAAACAACUUGAAUUCCAGUCUCUUCAAUUAUGAAAUGCUGAAGAUCGAUGUGUCCUCCAAUUCUAUCGAAGGAGAGCUCCCUUCUUACUUCGGUUCCAUCUUUCCAAGACUAGAGUUUUUAAACAUGUCCAGGAAUUCCAUCAAAGGCAGAAUUCCUUCCUCACUUUGCCCCACGUUGACCCAAAGGUUGUGGUCUGUAGACUUGUCGAGUAACAAAUUCGUAGGAGAGCUACCGGAGCAACUAAUGCAUUGUCAAUCACUACAGGAAUUGAUUUUGUCAAACAAUAGUUUGAGCGGCCAUGUACUACCAAGAGCAGCAAACUUGUCAAUGUUGUUUCAUCUAUCUUUGGCCAACAAUCGGUUCUCUGGGGAGUUUUCAUCGUGGAUGCUCAAUAGCACUUUCUUACGUAUGUUAGACUUGAGCAACAACAAAUUUUCAGGACCUAUACCCAAUUGGAUUGGAGGCUUUCAAGGACUAUCUGUCCUUAUACUGGCAGGUAAUUCCUUUAGGGGCACCUUGCCGUUGAGCUUUUGCAAGCUGGAACUUGAGUACUUGGACCUCUCCCGUAAUGAUCUCGGUCCCAGCAUGCCUUCCUGUAUCAAUGCCUCAAGAAUAACACACUUGCAUUUAGAAAGAAUCAACCUUAGAGGACCAUUACCAGAAUUUCUUCAUGAUGCUUCAUCAAUGGUGACAUUAGAUCUUCGCAACAAUGCAUUGUCAGGUGUCAUUCCAUCUUGGCUUGGUUCUCUCUCAGAAUUGAGGGCUCUCUUGUUGGCAGGAAAUAGUUUUGAAGGUCUAAUACCAGAUGAAUUGUGCCAACUUCGCAAUGUAAGCAUGAUGGAUCUCUCUCACAAUUAUUUCUCUGGAAGGAUUCCUUCAUGUUUCGAUAAAUUGGCAUUUGGGAAUUAUUCACAAGCUCCUGAUGGAACAUUUGAAAUACCCGAUUCUAUUGUUUGGGGGGAGGGUCAAUAUUAUGGUGAGAAAACACCUAUAUUUAAUGACAUUUAUAGGGUGAAUAUUCGGAACCGUCCUGAAGAAGUGCAGUUCACGUCAAAGUAUAGACAUGAAUCAUAUACAGGUGUGGUGUUGGAACACAUGUCCGGGCUGGACCUCUCUUGCAAUAAUCUGUCCGGCUCCAUUCCCCUCCAGGUCGGCUAUUUGGGUGAGAUCCAUUCCCUGAAUCUCUCGUACAAUAAUCUGACUGGAUCAAUUCCAGCUACAUUCUCUAAUUUAGACCAAAUAGAGUGCCUAGACCUCUCUCACAAUAGUUUAAGUGGCGAGAUACCGCUUCAAUUGAUGGAGCUCAAUAGUCUAUCGACAUUCAGCGUCUCUUACAACAAUUUGUCGGGCAGGACACCUGAGCAGAAAAAGCAAUUUGGGACUUUCACGAGAGAGAGUUACAUAGGUAAUCCCUUCCUAUGCGGGCCACCAUUGGGGAGUUGCAACAGUUCGGAGGGAUCAGUAUUAACACCACCACCUUCGCCAGAGCAUCAAGAGGACUCCUUCAAAAUUGCCUUCGCCUGGAGCUUUGCCGGAUCAUAUGCCGUGGCAUUUCUUGGAACUGUCUUAUUCCUCUACCUCAGCUCUUACUAUAGGACUCUCUUCUUUAAUUUCAUCUAUAGGCACGUCCCCUACUUUCAUUGAUUGGCUUAUCUAUGUACUGAAUGAGAGAGAUUCCCAAAGUGUAUGGCCUCUCAAAUGUCGAUGUUUCUUUUUAUGUAAACCGGUUACAACUGAUUUUUAAUGGUUCGGUUAUAUUAUGAUUAUGGUUGGUCAUUGAAUUCGAACUGAA